Messenger RNA from Closterium sp. Naga37s-1, 1230 nucleotides. The record is from the annotation of a GenBank genome assembly. NCBI's taxonomy places the organism in Eukaryota, Viridiplantae, Streptophyta, Zygnematophyceae, Desmidiales, Closteriaceae.
AUGGACCGUUUGGACCAUUUGGCCUGUUGGUCCACUGGACCGGUUGGACCAACUGGCCUGUCGGUCCAAUGGACGGGUUGGACCAACUGGCCUUUUGGUCCAAUGGACCGGUGGACCAACUCGCCUGUUGGUCCAACGGACCGUCGAGACGAAGAGGAUCCCCGGGUCGAGCGAAUGCGGGAGGAGAGUGACGAGGAGGAGGCGGGGAAUGUGGAGGCUGAGCAGGAGUACGGCGACGAGCCGGCGUACGGCGACGAACAGGAGCACGGCAAUGGGCGGGAGCACGCCGACGAGCAGGAGUACGGCGACGAGCAGACGCGGGCGGAACCCCACAUCCCGAGCGGGGCCGAGGGAGAGGAGCGCGCGCCCAGCGCGGAACACGCCGACUCCGCGGCGGCAGCGGAAGAGGAAGAGGGGGGGGCACGGGCGGAGGAGACACACGCCACCGGCUCCAGCCGCGUGGGAGGGCAUCGCGCCCGCGAUGUACUGCGGCAGGAAGGCCAGACUCGUGAGGAGGAGGCGCGCACGGUGCAGCCACGGGGAGUGCGCAGACGGAGCGAAGCGGAGUACGCACGCAUGACGGUAGACCAGCGACGGCGGGCGGAGCCGAGGGAUGGAAGCUCGCGCUCGCCAAGGGAGCCGCCGCCGAGGACUGAGCGGCACGCUGGCGCGGAAGGGAUGCGGGGAAGAGAAGAGGAGAACGCGGUUCGCUCGGCUGCUCGACCGCGGCCACCUGAGGGAGGACGCGGCGGGGAGUAUCGCUCGCCGGAGCCGCAGCGCUACGGGGAGGGGCGACGUAAGGAAGGAUCACGCUCACCGCGCCGGCAACAGCAGUGGGGGGAAGGGCCCAGUGGCGCGUCGCGGUCGCCCGACCGGCGCCGUUGGCGAGAAGGAAGACGGGAGGAGGCGGGCCACUCACCACCUGGCACACGGCAGCAGGGCAAGGGAAGGGAAGAGUGGUCGCCACUCCCGGCGAGACGUCAACUGCGUGAAGCCGGCCCGAGGGGAUGGGAGAGGAGUCACCACUCGCCGGCUCGGCGAUGGGAGCGGGCGGGAAGAGAGGGGAGUCAGUGGGGACAGUCAAGGGAGACGCGCGGGGAGCAGCAGGAGAGCAGGGCCAGGAGCGGCAGCUUGGCGCAGGGGCCGAGCGUGCACGAGUGGUUAGAGUGGGCCUGGAACGAGCCAGGCAAAGGGGGGGGGGUAUGGGAGACCGCUGGGAGGGGUGAGUGA